AUGCCCGACGACAGCCUUGCCACCCAGGCACUCCAUGCCGACAAUGGCCUAGACGGAGAAUCAGAUAUUGCCCCGCCAAUUCAUCUCAGCACAACCUUCCGGUAUCUGUACAAUGCGGACCAAGAGGAAUCUCCACCCGGGCCAGCACUUGGGAGCUUCUGUUACUCCCGAGACCGCACUCCGACGCGCAACCGGCUAGAAACAGUCUUAUCCGCACUCAUCCGCGGCCCAACAUUAACCUACGCCUCCGGCCUGGCCGCGGUGCAUGCAUACCUCGUAUUUCUCAAACCGAAGCGCAUAGCCAUCGGCGACGGGUACUACGGCAGUCGCCAGGUAGCCACUCUGCACCAACAGCUGACGGGCUGUGAAAUUCUGCGACUCGACCAGCUUGAUGCUCUCGAAGAAGGCGACGUAAUCCACCUCGAAACGCCAAUUAACCCAACAGGAGAAGCACUCAGUAUCCGACGGUUUGCAGACGAGGCUCACAAACGCGGAGCAUACCUGGUAAUUGACUCGACGUUCGGCCCGCCAGGUCUCCAGGAUCCGUUUGCGCUGGGCGCAGACAUCAUAAUGCACAGUGGGACCAAGUAUUUCGGUGGUCAUCAUGAUCUUCUGUGCGGGACGUUGUCGAUCCCGCCUGCGAGAGAAGAAACGUGGUUCAAGACUUUACAUGAACAGCGGACUAUUCUCGGUAGUGUGCUCGGUAGUAUGGAGGUGUGGCUUGGACUGCGGAGUCUUCGGACGCUGGAGUUGCGGGUACAGCGGCAGAGUGAGAAUGCUACAGGUUUAGUUCGCUGGCUCGAUGAGUGCUUGAAGAGCGAGGCCGAUAAUGUGGUUAAGAAGACCGUCGCUGCUGUGAGACAUGCGAGUCUCCAGGAGAGGGAUAUGGAUUGGUUGCGGGAACAGAUGCCGAAUGGCUUUGGGCCGGUGUUUGCUAUUGUGAUGAAGACGGAGGAGAUGAGUCGUGAAUUGACGGGCUUGUUGCGUCUGUUCCAACACGCGACUAGCUUGGUGGUGUGGAGAGUCAGAUAG
Aspergillus nomiae NRRL 13137 is the source of this 1032-nucleotide messenger RNA. RefSeq lists its product as uncharacterized. Gene Ontology annotation, cellular component: cytoplasm. The coding region runs from base 1 to 1032 and encodes 343 amino acids. Gene Ontology annotation, molecular function: pyridoxal phosphate binding; carbon-sulfur lyase activity. The record is from RefSeq and is a predicted model, not a curated record. The transcript is spliced from 2 exons. NCBI's taxonomy places the organism in Eukaryota, Fungi, Ascomycota, Eurotiomycetes, Eurotiales, Aspergillaceae. Gene Ontology annotation, biological process: transsulfuration.